Molecule: messenger RNA, 2265 nt
Organism: Spirodela intermedia
Lineage: Eukaryota; Viridiplantae; Streptophyta; Magnoliopsida; Alismatales; Araceae
Source: the annotation of a GenBank genome assembly
AUGGCUGCCCGGAAAGUUCAGAAAGCAGACAGAGAGAAAUUGAGGAGGGACCGACUAAACGAGCAGUUUCUGGAGCUGGGAAGUGCCCUUGGUAAGAAUUGCAUUCUAGAUCCUUCAAGCUGGUUGGCGAAUGCUAUUUUGUUUCUUUUCACUUUUCUCGUCAUUCGUGCAGACAGUUCCAGUAGUGUACAGAUGAAAGAUUGAUUUCUUAUUAUGACAGAUGACAUUCGUGGGCAGUGAUGCAUCUGACUCUUUUAUCAUGUAGUGCCUUUUAUGACCAACGGAGGUUAUUAUUUUCCGCCUAUUUUUUAUUUUUUUCUAGUCAUGUAGCAUUCUAGUGAUCAUUUUUAACUCGUCAUUUCACAUCCAAUUUAUUCAGAGAGGUUUUCUUCAUCAGUAUAGAAUAAAGGCCGAUCGUUAUCUGUGAUCUGUUUUGUCUGGUUAUAAAUUCAUUAUACUAGUAAAGUUGUCAGCACUCGGAAAACAUAAUGCCAAAAGUGUGCCCUUGCUAAGAGCAGUCCCCUAUCAGUUAUUGUAAGGUAAACCUGUGAUUAUAAAUGAAGCCCAUUACCUUAUAAGUUAUACAACAUUUCAUCACUAAUUGUUGUUCUUGGGAUGAACAAGUACCCAUUUAUGUUGUCCGUGUGGUAAAUCCCAAAAAUCAGCUUGCGUAUCAGUGGGCGUGUAAAAAUAGUCCCAUAUUACUUAUUAUAGAAAUAAAAUGUGAUUGUAAAGAUGGACUCAGUGGUUUUAAGUUGGAUGGUUUCAAUUGGUUUUAGUUGUGUGUGAUUUGUGCCAGGAACUAUUUAAGAAUUUUCUUAUUUUUCUGAUGGGUAGAUGCACGCCGACUGCUUCCAAAAAAGAAAAUUAAUCUUACGAUUUAACAAUCAUAGGACGAGUAGAAAUAUUGGCCAGAUGCUUUUGUUGUCUACUUGGCACCGAUUGUUCGGCGUGCCAUACGAUCUUUGCAUUGAUCUUGAGUUGACAAAUUGUGAUGGUGCCUACAUGAUUGACCACCUGCAGUGAUGCCCCCAAAUGACAGUCCCAACCAUGUGUGAGAUUUAAAUUGCUUCUUUGUUAUGCUUCACGUCACUUGCCAUGGGCUUUUUUUGUGAAAAAAUUAAGAGCACUUCUCUAUAUUUAUGCAUGCCUCUUUUGACAUACAUAGGUAAGUUAUGAAGAUUUCUUUCUAUUUAUGUUCGAGUCCGGCGAUCUGUGCUUUUCGUCAAGGGGAACUGAUAUAUUGAUAAAAUUCCAGAUCCUGAUCGUCCCAAGAACGACAAGGCAACCAUCUUAUCUGACACGAUACAGAUGCUGAAAGAUUUGAUGGCCCAAGUAAACAAGCUGAAGUCCGAGUAUGAAUCACUCUCGGAGGAAUCAUCUGAGGUGAGUUAUUUUCUCCCCAAGAAUGCUCAAUCAUGCACGCCGCCGCCUGUGAGAUCUCCGCCCAGUGAUCUCGGCACUCGUUUCUCCUCGCAGUUGACGCAGGAGAAGAACGAACUUAGAGAAGAGAAGGCUACGCUGAAGUCUGAGAUUGAUGUUCUCAGUGCCCAGUACCAACAGAGGCUCAGAGUUGUGUUCCCUUGGGCUGCAAUGGACGCAUCGGUGGUCAUGGGUCCUCCUCAGCCUUACCCAUUUCCCAUGCCGGUCCCCAUUCCAUCAGGCCCCAUGGCUGUGCACCCUUCGCUUCAGCCAUACCCAUUCUUCCACGGAGGGCAGACCCAUGGCUCCAUGCCUAACCCAUUCAUGUCGUACCCCAACCCUUGCAACCUCCAUGCCGAGCAGCCCUCGUCUGCCCUUCGUCCGCACAAUCCCCAGCCCGGAAGCAACAGGUCUCAUGGUUCAGGGAAGAACGACGCAGGAGGCAAAUUGCCCGACCGCCAGUGCAGGAGCAGUGCAGAGAAAGGUGACAGCUUCAGCGAUGUCGCGACAGAGUUGGAGCUCAAAACUCCCGGGUCGGCUCUCCCUGUUUCAAAGUUGCCGUCUCGUGGGCAGGUUAGUCUUAAAGUCAAAAUGGCGCAGCUGCCACUGGUUCUUCGCUGCGGAUUUCCUGCCUCUCCAGUAGAUCCUUGAAGAAGUUGGUGACAUUCUUCUGACCCAUCCUUCCUCCCUCAGGACGCAAAAGCCAAGAAGGGUGAGAUGUGGCAAUCCCCGAAGAAAUCUGGCGGCGCUGCUGGCGAGGCGACCAGCUCAAGCAGGUGCUCCUCCUCUGUGCAGGAUAGCUCCUCGUCGAACGGGGACUACGGGUCCGUGGCUGAGGAGUAG